Molecule: messenger RNA, 321 nt
Organism: Porites lobata
Lineage: Eukaryota; Metazoa; Cnidaria; Anthozoa; Scleractinia; Poritidae
Source: the annotation of a GenBank genome assembly
GAAAUAUCUGAUUACAGUGCACAAUUAGUGUGUGCUCUUAUUUUCCGUGUUGCGGCAUUCACAAAUUUAAGUAUGAAGAAGCAUUUAACUCCUGCAGCCAAAAUUCUGCAGGUCAAGUCCAGAGGUCACGGAAAAUACGACCUUGCCAAAACACUUGCCAUCGCUUUAGUGCAAAAGCAGUUUAUUGAAAUUCAAUCACCUGUCAACUACAGAGAUCUAGAAAGAGAAAAGAUCAUAAUAUUGAAAGAUCUCAGGGAAUGGUUGAAAACAGAGGAAAUUAAGAAACAUGAGGUUUUCCGUUCAUCCUCACCAAGCUCAGAC